Molecule: messenger RNA, 2566 nt
Organism: Patiria miniata (bat star)
Lineage: Eukaryota; Metazoa; Echinodermata; Asteroidea; Valvatida; Asterinidae
Exons: 2
Coding region: 116-2371 (751 amino acids)
Molecular function (GO): oxidoreductase activity
Source: RefSeq, a predicted model, not a curated record
GUCACCGAAUCAUAUUUAUGUAGAUGUACUGCUAUAUAAACACAGACAGUUUGAAUACGUGCAUGCCGUUCUUCGAGCGUCGACCUAAGUCGUCUCGUUCGUUUAUCUCUGCAAAAUGAAAACUCCGUUUCGUACCUUCGUGUUGUUGGCGGCAGUCGUAAUCGCGAUGACGGCCGGGCUCGCAUGGAAGCUGGACUUCGGUUUUGGUUCAGUGAUGGCCAGAAGCCUUCCGCCAUAUGCACCAGAUUUCAUGAACGCCAACCGGGAAUAUGAGAAACAGUCUUUUCAUCCUCAUCGAAUCGUCAUCAUCGGAUCCGGACCUACAGCUCUGGGUGCCGCUAAAAGACUCUACGAUCUCGGGCAAGGAAAAAACAACAGCGUGAUCACUAUCCUGGAGGAACUAGGCAAACCAGGAGGCCUAGCCUCGUCUGUCAGGGAUGAUAAAGGCUUUCUCUGGGAUGUCGGAGUUCAUGUUGUAUUCUCCCAUUACACCUACUUUGAUCGAGUCCUGAACAUGGCAGUACCCGAGUGGAACUACCGGCGCCGGGCGUCAUUUGCCUUCAUGAAAGGAUCAGAUGACACGAGGAGGUUCAUUCCUUAUCCAGUUCAGAACAACAUUCACGUCAUGGAUAAAAUUGAUCAGCAGAAAAGCCUGAAAGGCUUAGAGGAGAUUACCAAAAAUCCCAGCAGCCGUAAACCCGAAAAUUUCGACGAGUGGCUGCUGCAGAAAUUUGGAGAGGGUCUCGCUGACGUCUUUAUGAGGAAAUACAAUCGAAAAAUCUGGACAGUUGACACCAAAGAUAUGAACUCAGCCUGGGUUGGAGAGAGGGUUGCCGUACCAGACAUUAAAGAGAUUAAGACCAAGAUUGCAGAGGUGGACAACGGAAAAAGCGCCAAGGAUUCCGAAUGGGGACCGAACCGUUUCUUUCGUUUCCCAAAAUAUAAUGGGACUGGCGGAAUUUGGGAGUCAGUUGCGAGAAUGCUUCCAAGCCACUGGUUCAGAUUUCACGAAAAGGUAACUGCAAUUGAUAUUGACCGAAAAAUCAUUACUGUCGUGGCUGGAACUGGCGUGAAGACAUCACAAUACUCAUUAGCAUACGAUACCCUUAUAUCGACGGCGCCCUUAGAUACUUUUACAUCAUUAUUGCAAAGCCACUAUGUUUCCCUAGGCCAGAUGCAACAGCUAGCGUCACAGCUAGUGUACACGCACACUCACAUCGUAGGCGUCGGCCUCACCGGUCAACUACCAAGGAUCCUCGCUGAUAAAUCGUGGGUGUAUUUCCCAGAUUCUGAUUCUCCUUUCUACCGCGUGACAAUGUUCUCCAAUUAUUCAGAUGACCAUGUACCAAAACCUGGAACAUACUGGUCACUUAUGUGCGAAAUAGCCGAACCACAGAAAAGGUCUAAUCCAGAUUAUUGGAGUAAGGAAAACCUGUUAAAAGAAUCCAUUCAAGCCUUAGUCUUGUACGGGUUUAUCACUGCUGAUAUGGUAGUCUCCAAGCACUACCGUCGCUUGGACCACGGAUACCCCGUCCCUUCACUUAAAAGGGAUACGAUCCUUGACACGAUACAACCUUGGCUGCAAACCAAAGACAUCUACUCCCGUGGACGGUUCGGAGGUUGGAAAUACGAGGUUGCCAAUCAAGAUCAUUCCUUCAUGCAAGGGGUCGAGGCCGUGGACAAGUUCCUUAGCAACGUUCCGGAGUUAACUUACCCGGAUCCGAAUCGGGCCAACUCCAAGAAAAACAGGGAUCGCACCAUACCUUUGGAUUAUGAAUUCGUCAUCGCACACUAUAAGGAGAAUCUUAAUUGGAUGAAGCCUCACGCCAACCACACCCUCAUCUACCAUCAAGGGAACGACCUGGGUCCACCAUUCCAGUUCUACGGUUGGGAGCGGUUGGAGAACCUUGGACGAGAAGCUCACGCUUAUCUUGUUCACAUUACCACCUACUACAACCAACUCGCUAACGUCACUGUCUUUGCUCAGGGAGACAAUUUGCGAGGAAGAUGCUACAAAGAUAUAACACGGUUUAUCGAUUCUGCAAAAAAAGGUGUCCCUUGCAUUUUAAAGGGAUUUGUUCGCUCAACUUGGGACAAACCCAUUUUCCGCCGUGGUCAUAUAGUCAAAGCAAAAGGAACUUUAGGGCAGAUGUACCAAGAUCUGUACGGUAAGCCACAUCCCAAAGGAGUGCGGGAGUGCGGGAACGGCUGUUUUGGGGCUACCAAGCAAAUGAUCCUAAAACAUCCAGUAGAAUUUUAUCAGAGGGCUCUAACCUAUGUGAGCAAAUCUUCAAACCCGGAAGAGAGUCAUUAUUUAGAGAUAUUGUGGUAUCACUUCUUCGAAGCAGUUAAUGACAGUGCUGUUAAUUGAGUCGGACUUGAGUCGCAAUUUUUUUGACUCGAGACUUGACUUGACUUCGGAAAAUAUAACUUGAGACUUGACUUGAAAAAAAAUAUGUUUUGUGUUGUUAAAGUCGAUUAUAAACCUUUCCAAUCUAUUCGCUGUACUGAGUCUAUAUGAACGACCUGCAUUUUAUCAAUGCCUCUAAUACUAACCCUAAAAGGG